Cydia pomonella (codling moth) is the source of this 628-nucleotide messenger RNA. RefSeq lists its product as uncharacterized. Lineage: Eukaryota; Metazoa; Arthropoda; Insecta; Lepidoptera; Tortricidae. Bases 34 to 615 code for a protein of 193 amino acids. The transcript has 4 exons. The record is from RefSeq and is a predicted model, not a curated record.
GGUUCACGGUACCUAUUUUUUGUAGCAAUAGACAUGGAUUAUUUUGGAGACAGCGUUGAAAGGAGACUUUCACCGAGGACUGUUGAAGUAACUGAUAAUGAGCGAACUAGAAUGGACCCACGUUCGUCCAACAACCAAAUCGUGGUGUUCGUUAAUGAACCAGAGAUCUUUGAAGACUAUCGGAAGAUGAAGAAAAGACAUCAAAUAACAUCAUCAGAGAGUGAUAGCAGCGUCAGUUAUAAAGACGUCAUGCAAUUCCUCAUCCAGGUGGACGCCCGACUCAAGGAGCAAGAAGGGCGACGGAUCAACCAACAUUCGAAUGAAAACGUAAAGCUUAUGAACAUCUUACGGGACUUCCGCAGACGUGAUGAAGGAGAAUAUAUAGAUGAUGACUCUGAAAUAGAAGAACAUAGCAAUAGAGUUAAUAAAGAAGAAAGUAGCAUAGAGCGUCCACCCGAGAAACGUAUGAAGAAAGUAAGCGCAGAGAGGUUUCCUAAGAAGAGAGUAAAAGUGGGUCGUUUUGCUCCAAGAUAUGAUGCUCCGUUAAAAAAAUUAAACUUUAUACGAACGCCAAAACCGUUAAUAGGAAAACAGGGUAUUUAUGAGGAUAAAUAAAUCAUUUGAAUAA